Penaeus vannamei (Pacific white shrimp) is the source of this 3737-nucleotide messenger RNA. RefSeq names its product pyruvate dehydrogenase protein X component. Gene Ontology annotation, cellular component: mitochondrion; pyruvate dehydrogenase complex. Lineage: Eukaryota; Metazoa; Arthropoda; Malacostraca; Decapoda; Penaeidae. Gene Ontology annotation, molecular function: acyltransferase activity. The record is from RefSeq and is a predicted model, not a curated record. Gene Ontology annotation, biological process: pyruvate decarboxylation to acetyl-CoA.
ACACCACAGAGACGAAAGUCCGGCCGGCAAGAUGGCUGCUCUCCGAGCGGGUUUUCUCGCUCAGAAUUUAUACCGAACUCACUUCUCUAAAGUCUCGAGGUUUAAUUACCUGUAUGCAGCCCUUUUCCACAGCUCGCCACCGCUCAAUGCUGGACUUUUUGGUUUUGGUGGAGACGAUGAAGGUGGAUCUUUCUUGGACAAUUUCUAUGAAGCACACAGCCAUAUGGCAGGAAUUGAUGAAGCAGUGGCUACAAAGAAGAGCAAAAUUCAAGUUGAAACCCAAGAAAAAAUAAGUGUUCCAAAGGACACUAUACAGAUGAAAUGCUCUAGAAAAACUAAAGUUGAAGAACAACAUAGAAAGCAGAUAAUGCGAGGGGAAGUUAAUGCAGCAGCUGAAGAAACUGUCAGUGAAGUAAAACAGGAGGACGAAGCAAAUAUUAUAAACCAGCCAUGGAUCAGGGACUACAAACAACAUCCUAAGAAGGCAUUGAAAUGGUAUGAAAUUAUAUUAAUGGAAGGUCAUGGAAUGGCACAAGUAAAAAGUGAACCUGUAAAUGAAGUGAGAGAAGCUCCCUCUUCUGCAAGUUCAGUAGAAGAAGGUACAGACUCAUUGCAAGUACCAGGUAAAGAUUCAUUUACAAAGGAAAGGAUGCAAUAUGAGGCCACAGCAAAUGAGUUAGAGUCUACUGGGAAAACAGCAGAUGCUUUGAGUAGUGAGAAACAGCUUCCAGAAUAUUUAAAUGAUACAGCACAAAGUGAUCAUACAGUAGAGCAACUGGUUGCUCUAUCAAAAACACCAGAUGUUAUAGAUGAAGUAACUGGAAAUGUGGAAGCAGAAAGAGAUAUUCCUCUAGAAUCAGAGUUUGUCCAUCACCAACCAGAAUUAGAACCUAAAUUUGGACCAAAGAAUAUUGCCAAAUUAGACUUUGCUGAAACCCAAAUUCAGGAGAGAGAGAAAUAUUUAGACACUGAAGAUGAACUUACUUCUUGUCAGAAAGAAAAUCUCCAAGAAAUAGGUAAUAUUAAAAGUAUGGUUAUGAUGGAAGAUGACUUUACCCUAAGGGACUCGGAUGUCUUUCAUGAGUACCCAGAGGAAAGAGUGACAACCUUGAUAGUGCCCUUAGUAGCAGCAGAAACUGUACAAUCUAAUCCUGUUGACUUAUCAGGGGAACAUACUGAAUUGCAGGAGGAGAACCUUCAGGUAUUUGGAACUGCAGUACAAGAGGAGGCACAGUCAGUUGAGGAUGUUUUCCAGAAUGUUGAUAUUCAUGAAUAUUCUUCAAAGGAGUUGCAAGAUACUCAGCCUGAGAAUAUAGAAGGUGAUUACACCCUUGAGCAGUUGUUUGCUUUGACAAAAACAUCAGAUGGUACAGAUGAUAUUGAAGGAAAGAGGGAAGGAAUAGCUUUUCCUGAAGAUUCUGAAUUUGUCCAUCACCAGCCAGCAUUAGAACCCACAUCUGGACCCAAGAAUAUUGCCAAGUUAGAUUUUGCUGAUGUUCAAAAGCGAGUGAUGUACACAGACAUUGAAGAUGAACUGACUUCCUGCCAGAAAGAAAAUCUUCAAGAAAUAGGAACUACUGAGACUACAUAUCUACAGGAAGAUGGAUCUGGUUUGAGUGAGUCUAUUGCCCUUCAUGAAUAUCCUGAGGAAAGAGUAACAACCUUGAUUAUGCCUUUAGAAGCAGUUGUCACCAAGAAGUCAGAUCCUGUUGACAUUUCUGGAGAACUCGCAGAACUGCAAGAAGAAAACCUUCAAGCGUUUGGAUCUGCUGUACAAGAAGAACCACAAACACUUGAGGAUCCACUUCAUGGUGUUGAUAUCCACAAAUACACUUCAAUAGAAGCAGAGAGUUUGAGUCAACCUGGUGAAAAUAUGUCAAGGAAUGAAUCACAAGAAAGUCUCAGUAAUGGUGACAGAGGAACAGUGAAGCAGGAACAGGACAGAGCCACUCCCUCCCCUACCUUAACACCAGACACCUGUUCUCUGUACCAGGUACCUGAGGACACGAAGGAUGUCAAAGUAGGAACUCUAAUCGCUGUCUUAGCUCCUGAAGGGGAGGACUGGAAAACCAUAGAAAUCCCAGCUGGUGAGGAAUCUGCAGCUUCUGCAACUACUGCAGAAGAUACUCCUGCAGCAGCUGCAGCUGGGGGUGGCCAUGCUCAUGGCAAUUACGGGCCAUCUGUUCGGUUGUUGCUGGAGCAGUAUGGACUGGCUGCUGAGCAGGUUCCUCCUGGAGGUCCUCAUGGAAUUCUCUUAAAAGGAGAUGUUCUGAAAUACAUCAAGGAAAAAAGUCUUCAGCCACUCCCAGUAUCAGCAGUACCACCACCUGAAGUACCAAAACCAGCUGUUGCAGCUGCUCCAGUGGCACCAGCCCCUACACCAGCUGUUCCAGCUCCUCCACCAACUAUUGGAGUGUCAGAGGAUGGAUACGAAGAUAUUGAGGUGACCAGCAUGAGGAGAACCAUUGCUAAACGAUUAACACAGUCCAAGAGUGGAAUUGCUCAUUCAUAUGGUACUCUAGAAUGUCAGUCGGACAAACUCCUGGCCUUGAGAAAACAAUACAAAAAUGAGGGGAUUAAUGUGAGUGUAAAUGAUCUCAUCAUCAAGGCAGUGUCUGUCGCCCUUACUAAAUGUCCGGAGAUGAAUUGUGUCUGGCAGGGAGACCAGCUUACAUAUGCCAGUCAAGUGGACAUGAGUAUUGCAGUGGCUACACCCACAGGCCUUAUUACUCCCAUUGUUCGUGGUGCAGACUUUUUAGGUAUUGAGGAGAUUGCAAGCCAAGUACGUGAUCUAGCAGCCAGAGCAAGAGAAAAUAAACUGAAGCUAGACGAAUUCCAAGGUGGAACUUUUACGAUCUCCAACUUAGGCAUGUUUGGAAUAAGCGAGUUCAGUGCAAUUAUCAACCCACCACAAUGUGGCAUUUUGGCUGUGGGUUCUGGGAUUGUAAAAAUAGACGAGAAUGGUUCACCAGUCACAUGCAUGAGAGCCACUCUGUCAUAUGACCGUGCAGGCGUCGAUGAUGAUACAGCCGCUGCCUUCCUUGAAGAGCUCAAAAAUAUUCUUGAAAACCCAGUUACUAUGAUGGUUGGAGGUUACAAAUCACAAGUGGACCACCCAUUAGCAGCAUUACUAUAGUGAUAUUACAGGAGCAUCAUGAGCUAUUCUAAAUUUAUAGUUUUCAUCCUGUAUAAUUUAUUAUGUGAUUUAGUUUAUUUUAGACUAGCAACACUGGAUUUUGAAGAAAAAAGGAAAUUGAUUUAUGAAAUCUAUUUAUAGAGUAGCCAAACAUAUUUGGUGUAUAUUGUGUAGUUUUACUGUUGUAGAACUAUAAAAAAGCAAAAUUGCUAUGUAUUUAAAUAAAUUGUUUAAUUUUAAAGCACCUUGCUAGGAAAAGGUGACUUUGAGCAGGAUAAAAUCUUAAGAUAUACAAAGUUGUGGGGCAAAUUUUCAAACAGAUUAUUUAUUAUUUGUAAAUAACAGUGAUAUAUGCUCAGUUACACAAAAUUGUUUUGAAUAACCAUGAUAUUUUAUUGAAAAGAAAAGUUUAUAUGAUUUAAUGAAGAGAAUAGAGCCUGAUGUUAUUAGCAAUAACAGGAUUUCGGAUAAUAAUGGGGACUGAAACAACGUAAAGCAUUUAUACUGUCAGGUUGUUGGAUAUUAGUUGCCAUUUUAGGCAUCCCUAGGAGACUUGUGUAAAUAUUUAUUGUAAAGAAAUGUAAUAAAAGUAUGAAUGUAC